UUUAACGGCCUCAUACACCUACCAUCGGCAGCCACAAGUUAGUUACUACAAUUAACAAGCAUACGCAAAAACGAAGCAGCAGCUCUAACACAGAGAUGAUGAAAACAUGCGCAUGCCUUCACACUUCCUCUUAUUCUUCUUCACUACCAUUAUUACCAUCAACAUUUCUAUUUCAACAACAACAACUACGCUAUCAUCAUUUUCUCAAUUUUCGCUCCUUAUCUCUUAACGCUACACCGCGCGAAAUUCAACUUCAACUCUCUUCCUCUAACGACGCCGUUUUAUCACAAAACCCUACACCGCCGCACAUAGAAGAACCACCUCCUCCAACUCCACUUGUUCUCUCCGGUGACGAUAAAACUACUACUAAUAAUAAGCUUAAAAAAAAGAAAGACAUAAACGACGAUAACAGUAGCAACUUCGAUAACCGCUUCAAGCUCCGUAACGGUAAAGAGGUUUUUGAAGAGAAAGCUUAUCUGGUUGGUGUUGAGCGUAAAGGUGAUGUGAGUGAUUCUUUUGGUAUUGAAGAUUCUUUGAGUGAAUUGAAACAGUUAGCUGAUACGGCUGGACUACUGGUUGUUGACUCUACAUAUCAGAAGCUUGCAUCUCCAAACCCUAGGACUUACAUUGGCUCCGGCAAAGUUUCUGAAAUUAAGAGUGCAAUCAAUGCAUUGGAUGUUGAAACUGUGAUAUUUGAUGAUGAGCUAUCAGCUGGGCAAUUGCGCAACCUAGAAAAGGUUUUUGGGGGAGAUGUGAGAGUUUGCGAUCGAACUGCUCUCAUCCUUGAUAUAUUUAAUCAGCGAGCAGCAACACAUGAAGCAUCUUUACAGGUUUCAUUAGCGCAAAUGGAAUACCAAUUACCUCGUCUAACAAAAAUGUGGACUCAUCUUGAGCGUCAAUCAGGAGGACAGGUGAAAGGAAUGGGUGAAAAACAAAUAGAAGUGGACAAACGUAUUUUGCGUAACCAAAUUGGCGUUCUUAAAAAAGAGCUAGAAUCUGUUAGGAAACAUCGAAAGCAGUAUCGUAAUAGGCGUGUCUCAGUACCUGUGCCAGUGAUAUCUUUGGUCGGAUAUACAAAUGCUGGUAAGAGUACGCUUUUAAAUCAAUUAACUGGAGCAGAUGUUCUUGCUGAGGAUAAAUUAUUUGCAACUUUAGAUCCAACUACAAGGAGGGUACAGAUGAAGAAUGGAAAGGAGUUUCUCCUAACAGACACUGUUGGUUUUAUUCAGAAGUUACCUACUACACUAGUUGCUGCCUUCAGAGCCACACUCGAGGAGAUAUCAGAGUCAUCACUUCUGGUUCAUGUUGUUGAUAUCAGUCACCCCCUGGUUGAGCAACAGAUAAAUGCUGUUGACAAAGUUCUGUCAGAACUAGAUGUAUCAUCAAUACCAAGAUUGAUGGUCUGGAAUAAGAUUGAUAAGGCUAGUGAUCCCCAGAAAAUCAGGCUAGAAGCUGAAAAAAGAGAUGAUGUUGUAUGCAUAUCUGCUUUAAGUGGCGAUGGCUUACAAGAAUUCUGUGAUGCAAUUCAAGACAAACUAAAGGACUCAAUGGUAUGGGUGGAAGCUUUGUUACCAUUUGAAAAUGGGGACCUUCUCAGCACCAUACACCAAGUUGGAAUGGUUGAGAAAACUGAAUAUACAGAGCAAGGGACAUACAUUAAGGCUCAUGUGCCCCUACGUUAUGCAAGAUUGCUUACACCUAUGAGGCAACUGUGUGUAUCACGACCUUGACUUUCUUACAUGUGUGUAUAAUUUUAUUUAACAUUAACUUUCAUAUAUCUGUCAUUCGGUGGUGUAUAAAAUGAUUAAUACAGUUUAGCCUCAGUUAUGAUUGAGGCCAUGGGUGAGAAACACUUGGCUUGCAGCAUAACAGGUCCCAUGUAAAGCUGUACAUAUGUAUGUAAUUAUUGAAGGACUGAAGUCAUAAUCAGAUUAGCAAGCCCUUGAAAAUGUUGACACCUUGAAGGAUGGCAAUGCAAAGUGUGUUUGCACUUUGCAACCACAGUUUAUCAUACAUAUUCAGCCCAA
Messenger RNA from Lathyrus oleraceus (garden pea), 2027 nucleotides. RefSeq lists its product as uncharacterized. Bases 96 to 1730 code for a protein of 544 amino acids. NCBI's taxonomy places the organism in Eukaryota, Viridiplantae, Streptophyta, Magnoliopsida, Fabales, Fabaceae. Gene Ontology annotation, molecular function: GTP binding; ribosome binding. The record is from RefSeq and is a predicted model, not a curated record. Gene Ontology annotation, cellular component: cytoplasm. The transcript is spliced from 13 exons.